AUGUCCAAUGGAUGUCCUAUGCUGUCUGAUACUUUCCAAUUUUUAUUGGAAUUGUUAAAACCAAGAUUGGGUAAACAAAGUAGCAAAUUUGGUAGACAUUCAAUAUCACCUGAAAAACAGUUAUUUAUAGCCAUAUGGACUAUGGCUACACCAAAUUCAUAUAGAUGUGUUUCAGAUAGAUUUGAUGUCGGCAAAGCUACUUGGCACAGUGUUCAAAGAGUAGUGAAUGCUUUAUAUGCAAAUGUGACAAAAUUUAUUCGACGGCCGACCAGAGAGGAAGCAGAAGAAACUAUAGAAAUAAUUCAACGAAAUCAUACGUUUUCAGGAGUCAUAGAUGUGAUAGAUGGCACACAUAAACUUACUGCUCCAAAAGACCACAAUGAGUCUUAUGUUAAUAGAAAAGGAUUUCAUUCGAUUCAGCUACAAGUAAUUUGUGAUGCAGAUCUAAAAUUUAUAGACUGUUACGCGGGCCAAGUUGGUUCUGUGCACGAUAUGUCUUUAGACUAUCGAAUUUUGAAAGCAUGUAUAACGAUAAAAAUUUUCCACAUAGUCAUAUAUUGGGCGAUGCAGCAUACCGUAUCUUACUUAAUGGUACCGUUCAAAGACAACGGUCAUUUGCCUGAAAGACAAGUUUAUAUCAAUAGACGUCUCUCUACCGUCAGAAUAAAAAUGGAACGAUCAAUAGCUCUGUUAAAAAGUGACUUUCAAAGUCUUUUAGACACACUUCCAAUGCAGAGAACAGAUUUAAUUCCAAAAUACAUAAUUGCAUAUUGCAUUCUACACAAUAUCUGUUUAUUAAAAAAUGAUAUAAUCGUUAUUCCUAUCAUCGUUAAUAAUGAAAGUAAUAUUACGGAACAGUCGAACACAUUAGAAAGUAAUACUUCACAAAGGGAAGAUAUCGAUAAAAGAAAUUGCAUGUAUGCUAUAGCGCAAUAUAAUUGUUGA
Trachymyrmex septentrionalis is the source of this 945-nucleotide messenger RNA. Its product is annotated as putative nuclease HARBI1. Lineage: Eukaryota; Metazoa; Arthropoda; Insecta; Hymenoptera; Formicidae. The record is from RefSeq and is a predicted model, not a curated record. Bases 1 to 945 code for a protein of 314 amino acids. The transcript has 4 exons.